Messenger RNA from Aplysia californica (California sea hare), 2758 nucleotides. RefSeq names its product ARF GTPase-activating protein GIT2. Lineage: Eukaryota; Metazoa; Mollusca; Gastropoda; Aplysiida; Aplysiidae. The record is from RefSeq and is a predicted model, not a curated record. Gene Ontology annotation, molecular function: protein binding; GTPase activator activity. Gene Ontology annotation, biological process: brain development; regulation of ARF protein signal transduction.
GAGGGUCAUGUGAAUUCUUUUUGAGUGGUCAUACUUAUUCAGAACACUGGAAUUGUUGUGUCCGUAAGUUUGGAACCGGGUGGCAUCACAAUCAAUCAUCCACCAAGCACAGGCCGGGACUGGAGUGAGUCUUGAGUCGUGUCGAGUUCUUGACUGACUCCAGACUCAAGGCACAGAAGGAAGUCUUCUGAUCUAAACACUGACUCCAGCACUCCAGUGGCUUUAUGAAGACAGACUUGUCAGACCGUUAGAUCGGGAGACAGCGACCUAGUGUGGAGCUGUAGCAGGCUUCGCCCGUCAUCAUUUUUCUGGUUUGAGGCCCCCCCUCCCCCUGCUGUCAGCCUUCACCACGGAGUCGAAGGGCAAGCGAGGGGAGCAGAAGAAGGCUCUGACCAUGUCCAGGGGCAGCAUGCGGCCCCCGCCCGUGUGUGCUGACUGCUCUGCUCCCGAGCCGACCUGGGCAUCCAUCAACAGGGGUGUGCUGAUUUGCGACGAGUGCUGCAGCGUCCAUCGCAGUUUGGGCCGUCACAUCUCGCAGGUCAAGAGCCUAAAGAAAGGACAGUGGUGUCCAAGCCAACAUUCGAUGGUGUAUAUUCUGGCUAGCAAUGGAGCAAACAACAUCUGGGAGCACACCAUGCUUGACCCGGCACAGAACAAACAUGGCCGACGGAAACCAGGUCCCAGGGACCCGCUCCAUCCCAACAAAGCCGACUUCAUCCGAUCCAAGUACCAGUUCCUGUCAUUUGUGAACAAGCAGAAAGACAGCGAUGCCAGCUCCCUGGACGAUGUCAGCAGAGAGCUCCACUCAAGUGUUCGAACAAAUAACGUAGAGACCUGUCUUCGUCUCUUGUCCAAGGGCGCAGAUCCAAACUACUUUCACAGGGAAAAGGGUAACAGCCCGAUCCACGUGGCUGCACAGGCGGGCCAGAACGUGCAGGUGGAGCUGCUCUGUGUCUACGGCGCCGACCCCGGGGCCAAGGACGCCAACGGACGCACGCCGUACGACUACGCCAAAGUGGAGGGUUUUCCUGACCUGGCGGACAGGCUGGUAGAGUUGCAAUACGAGCUGACGGACAGACUCACCUUCUACAUCUGUGGCAGGAAGCCUGAUCACAGGACGGGUCAGCAUUUCAAGAUUCCAGAACUGGGAGACAACAACGCUGAUCUCUCAGAACUGGCCAAACAAGCCAAGAAAAAGCUGCAAUUAUUGGCGGACCACUUGUUUGAGGAGCUGGCCAUGGAUGUGUACGACGAGGUCGACCGACGAGAAAACGAUUCAAUCUGGCUGUCGACCCACGACCACACAUCAGUCCUGAGCGAGAGGCUCACAGUCCCACAUCUGCCCGUCAAUCCAGAACUUUCCACAACACGCAAUCAGGGCCGCCAAAAACUUGCCCGCUUCAACGCCCGAGAGUUUGCCACCCUGGUGGUGGACAUUCUGCACGACGCACGACGCAGGCAGGUCGGCUUUCCCUCCCCCGUACAGACGCCCAAAGACCCCGACAAGCUUGGCCGCGGCUCGCAGCACCUGAGCAUGAUGAGCGACGACGAGCCGCUGUAUGACAGCGUAGCGUCGGACGAAGACUACAGCAGUAUUGACACGCAGAGUAUUAAAAGUGUGCGGGAAGAGACACGGCCCGACAUCACAGCCGAGGGUCUGCUCAAGGCCAAGCGUUCGAACACGCCCUGCUCCAUGAUUUCCUUCACUGAGAGCGUGAGUGACAAGCGCACGGAGGCCCCGGUCUCCUCGGAGGAACUGCUGGAAGUGAGGCGGGCUCUGGCGGCGUCCGAGGCUACCAUCAAACAUCUGGUGCAGGCGAAGAUGGACUUGGAGAAGCGGGUGGACUGCCUGAUGCGAGAGAACGCAGACCUUCGGGUCAACAGCCAGGACUUCUCGGCCCUGGUCAUGAACGGCUACGACGCAACGAGGGAGCCAGGGACUGACAGCAACCACCGAGGGGGUGAGGGGGAGGAGGAUAUGCCACCACGUUCACCGUCACUCAGGUCAAGUGGGGCGCGGCCAACCUCCAUGAUUGAGAUGAGAGAUUCCAGCCGACAGAACAUGCAGGGGGGUCAAGGUUCAAAUGCUCAGAUGAUGAGUUCUGCGUCGGUGACCAACAUUUCUUUGUCGGGAUCGGAACAGGGCAAGAGCAAGACUCUCUCUGUGGCAGGCUCCACCAACGUGGAUGAGCCGGACGACCCCAACACCGAAGGUCACUACGACAUACCCAAGUCACAUCUCUCCUUGGACGGGGCAAACGAGGGUCAAGUGCAGGAAGUCCUGUCGUCGAUCAGGGAGUCAUCGGAGAGUGAAGGUCAGGGGUCAAACUCGUCUCUGGCCGCCUGCGGAGACGAUCCAAACAUGCCCACCCAGGACGAGGUGGUGAAGAAAACGGAGAAAGUUACCAAGAAAAUCCAAGAACUGCUGGUGUCGGCCCAAGAAGGGAAACACAACAGGAAACUGGGUCGGAGCGGCUCCAAGACGCCCGUGUAGUCCUGGUGGCCAGCGCCAGGCGGCUGCGGGAUGAGUGCAAGUCCUGGCCACCCUCGCUGGAGCAGGACGCCAACCCAGACUUUCGGCUCAAGACCCAGCAGGUCAUUCAGUACGCCUACGACAUCGCCAAGGCAGCCAAGAAACUAGUGACUCUCUUCCAGUGAUGGGCGGGGAGUGUGGCUCAUUGUGUGUGUGUGUGUGUGUGUGUGAGAGUGUGUGUUGUGUAGUGUGUGUGUGUGAGAGUGUGUGUUGUGUAGUUGUGUG